Messenger RNA from Capsicum annuum, 1428 nucleotides. Its product is annotated as mitogen-activated protein kinase kinase kinase 20. NCBI's taxonomy places the organism in Eukaryota, Viridiplantae, Streptophyta, Magnoliopsida, Solanales, Solanaceae. The coding region runs from base 153 to 1244 and encodes 363 amino acids. Gene Ontology annotation, molecular function: ATP binding; protein kinase activity. Gene Ontology annotation, biological process: protein phosphorylation. The record is from RefSeq and is a predicted model, not a curated record. The transcript has a single exon.
ACGCUAUAUAUAUAUAUAUUAUAUAUAGAAGUUCCGUGUGAAACAGAGUUCAACGUAUCUUCUAUCCUUCUUCUGUAAUAGGAGAGCAUAAAUUACAAAAAUUUCAGCUCAAUAAACUUCCAUUUUCAACGAAAAUAAUAACAAUAACGGCCAUGGAUUGGGUAAGAGGUGAAGCAAUAGGCCAUGGAAGCUUUGGCAAAGUGAGUUUUGCAGUACCCAGAAAACAGAGCACUCUGUUUUCAUCAUCAAUGGUGGUCAAGUCUUCUUCAGCUUCUCGUUCAGCUACGCUGAUGAACGAGAAGCUAAUUUUGGAUGAGAUUAACGGUUGCCCACAAAUUAUUAAUUGUCUUGGUGACAGCUACACCUACGAAAAUGGCGAAAAGUUGUACAAUGUCUUAUUGGAGUAUGCCCCUGGAGGUGCUCUGUCCGAAAAGGUUAAGAAUUCUAUUGAACGUAAAUUGCCGGAGAUUGAAAUCAGGAAAUACACCAAGUCGUUAUUGAAAGGGCUACACUAUAUCCACAAGCGUGGCUAUGUCCACUGCGACAUUAAACCACAGAACAUUCUUCUUGGUGCUAAUGGUCAAGUCAAAAUUGCUGAUUUCGGAUUGACAAAGAGAUCCAAUUCAAUUAAAGGUGACUAUUCGCGAGGUGAAUUGAGGGGUACUCUACUGUACAUGUCGCCGGAAAUGGUUACCGCCGGUGAACAGGACACUCCUGCUGAUAUCUGGGCACUUGGAUGCGUAGUUGCUGAGAUGGCAGCCGGAGUUCCAGUUUGGGGAUACUCAGACAUAGCUAAAUUGUUGAUGACAAUUGGAGUGGGUGAUCAAUUGCCUGAAAUUCCUGAAGAAUUAUCGGAAGAAGGAAAAGACUUUCUAGAGAAAUGCUUCGUGAAGGAUCCGAGAAAGAGAUGGAGCGCAGAGAUGCUACUAAAACAUGAAUUUGUUGCUGAUCAAAUGGAUGACACUGUUACAUUGAAUGACGAAAGGUACAACAGUGCCGCCCCUUCAACAUCUCCAAGGUGCCCAUUUGAUUUCCCAGAUUGGGCAUCUGAUGACUCUGCUGAAUCAACAGUAACAUGUCCAAUUACAUCUUUGCCCUCGCCGGCGUUUCAAGAAUUGAUCCAUUUUAACGGCGGGUCAUGGUCCACAUCGCCAACUGAAAGGCUGCAAGUACUAUUAGUGGGUGAUGAAAACAGACCAGAAUCUGACUGGUCAGUUGCUGAUGACUGGAUCAGUGUUAGAUGAUGUCAAAUGAUUUAUCACGUCCAGAGUUGUGCAGAUUUUUUUCCCUUGCAGCUCUGUUCUUCUUUCUUUUCUUUUUUUCCCACUUAAAAAAGGUUGAUAUUCCUUUAACGUUAGCCAAGGUCAGAUUUUUACAAUAUCUCCUUUGUACAUAUAGUUGUAUAUAAAACAGAAUGCAAUUACGAUA